Rosa rugosa (rugosa rose) is the source of this 1023-nucleotide messenger RNA. Its product is annotated as glucose and ribitol dehydrogenase-like. Bases 1 to 1023 code for a protein of 340 amino acids. Lineage: Eukaryota; Viridiplantae; Streptophyta; Magnoliopsida; Rosales; Rosaceae. The record is from RefSeq and is a predicted model, not a curated record. The transcript has 4 exons. Gene Ontology annotation, molecular function: oxidoreductase activity.
AUGCUAUCUUCUCGUUUUCUUUCCUCAUCUAGAGCCUUAAACCCCAGGUCUUUAUCAGCUUUCCUUUUGUGUCGACCAAAAACCCACUUUGUCAAAUCACACUCUCAAAUACAGAAGAGUCCUCUAAGAUUCUUUGCAACCAUGGCUUCUGAUGGCAGGAAAAUGCCUCCUCAAAAGCAAGAAUCUCAGCCUGGAAAAGAACACGCCAUGAACCCCAACCCUCAGUUCUCAAACCCAGAUUACAAACCCUCUAACAAGCUUCAAGGAAAGGUGGCGAUAGUGACCGGAGGAGACUCCGGUAUAGGGCGAGCGGUAAGCCAUUACUUUGCUCAGGAGGGUGCAACUGUGGCCUUCACUUAUGUGAAGGGCCAGGAGGACAAGGAUGCACGUGACACACUCAAAAUGAUCAAGACGGUGAAAACUUCUGAUGCCAAAGACCCGAUUGCAGUUGCAGCUGAUCUCGGUUUCGAUGAGAAUUGCAGGAGGGUUGUGGAGGAGGUGGUGAAAGCCUACGGCCGCAUUGAUAUUCUGGUUAACAAUGCGGCUGAGCAGUACACGACCAGCUCGGUGGAAGAUAUCGAUGAGGCUCGUAUUGAAAGGGUGUUUAGGACCAACAUCUUUGCUUACUUUUUCAUGGCAAGGCAUGCUUUGAAGCACAUGAAAGAAGGCAGCAAUAUAAUUUGCACAACAUCGGUUGUGGCUUACAAAGGAAAUCAGAAGCUGCUUGAUUAUACAGCAACCAAGGGUGCGAUUGUGGCAUUCGUGAGAGGAUUGUCACUUGAGCUAGUGAACAAAGGCAUCCGGGUCAAUGGUGUAGCUCCUGGACCAAUAUGGACCCCGUUGAUUCCGGCAUCUUUUGAUGAGGAGGAGACUGCAAAGUUUGGCUCUGAAGUGCCAAUGCAGCGACCUGGUCAGCCCUGUGAGGUUGCGCCUGCCUAUGUCUUCCUUGCUUCCGAUGCUUUCUCUUCUUACAUAACCGGCCAAAUCAUCCAUCCUAAUGGUGGGAUUAUAGUAAGUUCUUGA